This is a messenger RNA of Dipodomys spectabilis (banner-tailed kangaroo rat), 1974 nucleotides long. It is a transcript of the gene Sap30bp, whose product is annotated as SAP30 binding protein. Gene Ontology annotation, cellular component: nucleus. Lineage: Eukaryota; Metazoa; Chordata; Mammalia; Rodentia; Heteromyidae. Gene Ontology annotation, biological process: regulation of DNA-templated transcription. The record is from RefSeq and is a predicted model, not a curated record. The transcript is spliced from 11 exons. Bases 35 to 961 code for a protein of 308 amino acids.
UAGGUCUGAGCCGCCGUGGGGCUGUGGGAAUAAGAUGGCGGGGAAGAAGAAUGUCUUGUCGUCUUUGGCAGUUUACGCAGAGGAUUCAGAGCCCGAGUCUGAUGGCGAAGCUGGUGGCGAAGCUGUGGGCAGUGCAGCUGAAGAGAAAGGUGGAUUGGUAUCUGAUGCCUAUGGUGAGGACGACUUCUCUCGACUAGGGGGUGAUGAAGAUGGAUAUGAAGAAGAGGAAGAUGAGAACAGUAAACAGUCGGAAGAUGACGAUUCAGAGACUGAAAAACCUGAGGCUGAUGACCCAAAGGAUAAUACAGAAGUAGAGAAGCGAGAUCCCCAGGAAUUAGUUGCUUCCUUUUCUGAAAGAGUCCGGAACAUGUCACCUGAUGAAAUCAAGAUCCCACCAGAACCCCCUGGCAGAUGUUCCAAUCAUUUACAAGACAAGAUCCAGAAGCUUUAUGAGCGAAAAAUAAAGGAGGGAAUGGAUAUGAACUACAUCAUCCAAAGGAAGAAAGAAUUUCGGAACCCCAGCAUCUACGAGAAACUGAUCCAGUUCUGUGCCAUUGAUGAACUGGGAACCAACUACCCAAAGGAUAUGUUUGACCCCCAUGGCUGGUCUGAGGACUCCUACUAUGAAGCAUUAGCCAAGGCACAGAAAAUUGAAAUGGACAAACUGGAAAAGGCCAAAAAGGAGCGAACCAAAAUUGAGUUUGUGACGGGCACCAAGAAAGGAACCACAACCAAUGCCACAGCCACCACCACCACGACUGCCAGCACAGCUGUUGCAGAUGCUCAGAAGAGAAAGAGCAAGUGGGACUCGGCCAUCCCGGUGACCACCAUCGCCCAGCCGCCCAUCCUCACCACCACAGCCACGCUGCCGGCCGUCGUCACCGUAACCACCAGCGCCUCUGGCUCCAAGACCACCGUCAUCUCUGCUGUGGGUACCAUUGUGAAGAAGGCCAAGCAGUGACCGAGGGCCGCUCCAGCCUUGGCAGGACUGUGCGCCCAGUGACCAGCCCACUGGGAACACCACUUAUCUAUGUCAGACUGGAUCUGCUCCCCAUGUGCCGCCUGAGCCUCCACCGCGUUCCGGCCAGAAGGACUUUAUAGCAGAGGCCAGGAGCGCAGUGGGUGGCAGCUAGCCACACAGCUCUUGGGGUUUUGCCCAAUUAAAAGUCGUACUUUCUUACAUCCUGGCAUCUCAGGUGCGCUGGCCCCUCCCCCAGUCCGUAGUUGGGCAGUUGGGAAGCUCAAGUGCCCUCCUCGGCCAGGGUGAUUGCCUUGGGAGGAAGUGGAGUGACAAGCCUGCGGCAGUGCUCGGGGGUGACCCGAGAAGUUCCCUGGGAGUGCCGUUUAGCAUGGACAGGCGGAGUCCUGCACAAGGGAUCACCCAUUCCUGCUGUCUGCUUCCUUGACCCCAAAUCCAGAUUUCAGCCAGUUCUCAGGCAAGAGCCGAGGCCUCUCCCCUUGGGGGUUCAGGUGAGCUCUCUGGGACAUGUGCAGGCUUGUGGAAUCGGGCUGCGGUGAGAUCCCCAGCCGCAUAGGGAGGGGGCCAGGUGUGGGGGCCUGGCGGAGGCAGCCAGCAGGAUCCACACAGCAGGGGGAUGAAUCACCGGCUGCGCUGGCCAGGCCGUGGCUCACUGUUUCCGUGAAGGCCCAGCUCCUGGGAGGGCUCCUGCCACCACCCUUCCUCUGUCGUUAUCUCUACCCAGCAGCAGCCCCCGGGCAGCGCCAGUGGCCACUGCCAGCCUGAGAAGCCAGGGGAGACAUUUGCCCCUCAUGCUUUCUGGCAGCUUCCCUUUCCUUUCCAGCGGAAGGACCGGGUGUCAGAGAAGGAAGCCGGGCUGCCAAGAGCCCUCUGCUUCCAUGGGGCCGGUGGCCGCGACAAAGGCAGUCCUGAAUGUGGCUGGUGCCAUUGGUGACCUGAGGAAUAUGACCGCUUCCGCUGCCAAGGUCCCCAAAAUAAAAGUUGAGUCACAGUUA